Colletotrichum tamarilloi is the source of this 603-nucleotide messenger RNA. Its product is annotated as dehydroquinase class II. Lineage: Eukaryota; Fungi; Ascomycota; Sordariomycetes; Glomerellales; Glomerellaceae. The coding region runs from base 1 to 603 and encodes 200 amino acids. The record is from RefSeq and is a predicted model, not a curated record. Gene Ontology annotation, biological process: quinate catabolic process. The transcript has 2 exons. Gene Ontology annotation, molecular function: 3-dehydroquinate dehydratase activity.
AUGCAGACCUCAUAUGCCGGAAAAGACAUCAUUUCGAUAUCUCACCUGUACAUCAUCAAUUACCCUCGCGAUUCGUCCUACGAAGCUUGUUCCACCUGUCCUACAAGACGAACAAACCUCUUGAAAUACCACGAACAGUCCAGAACAGCAAUCGCAAUGGCAAAGUCAAUCCUCCUCAUCAACGGCCCCAACCUGAACCUCCUCGGUACCCGGGAACCACACAUCUACGGCUCGACCACACUCUCCCAGCUCGAGACGCAGUCAAAAGAACACGCCAAGUCUCUCGGCGCAGACCUGCAAUCCUUCCAAUCCAACACUGAGGGCGCCAUCGUCGAGCGCAUACACGCGGCGCGGGGCAACGUCGACGUCAUCAUCAUUAACCCCGCCGCCUACACACACACGAGCGUCGCCAUCCGCGACGCGCUGCUGGGCGUCGAUAUCCCCUUCAUCGAGCUGCACAUUAGCAACACGCACGCGAGAGAGAGCUUCAGACAUCACAGCUAUUUGAGCGACAAGGCGGUUGCGGUUAUUAUGGGGUUGGGAAUUCAUGGAUAUGGGUAUGCUAUUGAUCAUGCCGUUAAGAAUAUCAAGCCCAAGGCAUAA